Molecule: messenger RNA, 1464 nt
Organism: Lodderomyces parapsilosis
Lineage: Eukaryota; Fungi; Ascomycota; Pichiomycetes; Serinales; Debaryomycetaceae
Product: protein kinase
Exons: 1
Coding region: 1-1464 (487 amino acids)
Biological process (GO): maturation of SSU-rRNA
Cellular component (GO): cytosol; preribosome, small subunit precursor
Molecular function (GO): ATP binding; protein serine/threonine kinase activity
Source: RefSeq, a predicted model, not a curated record
AUGAGUGCCGAAGAGAUAGAGUCGAAGUUGGGCCAGUUGGAUUUUUCUGAUCUGGAGAUAGACAGUGAUACUGAUUCUGAUAGUGGAGAUGAUAAUGAGCAAUCUACUCUGAGUCAGGCCAGUAAACCGUUAGCUUCUAAACCAUUGGAGAAGGAGGAUAUUGUUACCAAGUAUGCCGAUAAAAUAAAGACUGAGCCAUUCAAAAAGGGGCCACAAGUUACAAAAGAUAGAUCAAAGAGGGCAACUGUUGAGCAAGUUUUGGAUGCUAGAACAUUACGAUUUUUGGGUAAAAUUUUUCGUUCUGGUCUUAUAACUAGAAUCAAUGGCUGCAUAAGCACUGGGAAGGAAGCAAACAUUUACCAUGGAACUCAUGAUGACGAAGGUGUUACAGAAGAGUUUGCCGUGAAAAUAUAUAAAACUUCAAUUUUGGUUUUUAAGGACAGAAAGAGGUAUGUCGACGGAGAAUUUAGAUUUAGAAAUACCAAAGAUCAAGGAAAUCCAAGAAAAAUGGUUAAAAUUUGGGCUGAAAAGGAAUUUAGAAAUUUGAACAGGAUUUACCAAAGCAACGUGCCCUGUCCCAGGCCGUACGUCAUUAAAUCGCAUGUGUUGGUGAUGCAGUAUUUAACUGAAGGUGAUGAUCAACCAUCUCCUAAAUUGAAGGACUAUUCAUUCAAAAAUAUUGAAGACAUUAUCAAAUAUUAUCGAGAAAUGCUUAUUUGCAUGAGGCGGUUGUUUCAAAACUGUCGAUUAGUUCAUGCGGAUUUAAGUGAAUACAACUCUAUUGUGCACAAGGACAAAUUGUACAUUAUUGAUGUUUCACAGUCGGUAGAGCCCGACCAUCCCAUGGCUCUUGAUUUCUUACGAAUGGAUAUCAAAAAUGUAAACGAUUAUUUUGCGAGACAAAAUAUUGACAUAUAUCCGGAGAAAGCAAUAUUCACGUUUGUUACUGAACCUUUGGGUAUUGAGGAUAUAGAACAAGCUUUGAAUUCUUACUUAGAUUCAACUCCUUUAAAGACGACAAAGGAUCAAGAAAUUGAGGAUGAAAUCUUCAGAUCCUUGCACUUGGUUAGAUCCCUAAAGCAUUUGGACGAAAGAGAUUUUCAAAAGUUUUCAGAAGGAGGUGUUGACACAAUGAGGGAAUUGGUUGCACCCGCCCUACCGUCUGAGGAGACAACCGCAGCCAAUGGCGACGACUAUGAUGAGGCGCAAGAUGAAGAGACAAACGAAACCGAAACCGAAACCGACAAAGGCUCUGAAGAGGAUUAUAGUGAUGAUGACGAGGACGAGGAUGAGGACCUGCUGGACGAGGACGAACACAACAAACCCAAGGGAAAGAAGUAUGAGGACAAGGAUGAAAAGAAGGCAAGAAAAGAAGCAGUGAAAUUGGCUAAACAGGAAAAGAGAAAAACUAAAAUGAAAAAGCACGUGAAGAAGAAGCUUAUUAAUAAGCGGAAAGGUAAGUAA